Molecule: messenger RNA, 4218 nt
Organism: Chanos chanos (milkfish)
Lineage: Eukaryota; Metazoa; Chordata; Actinopteri; Gonorynchiformes; Chanidae
Product: trichohyalin-like
Exons: 15
Coding region: 1-4218 (1405 amino acids)
Source: RefSeq, a predicted model, not a curated record
AUGGAGAAAGUGGUGGAGAGAGUGGCAAUGGAAGAUGAGAAGGUCGUAGAGGAGAAGAACACAGAGGCAGUGGAGGAGGGGAACACUCUGAAAAUGGAAGUGCUGGUGAAAGAAGAGAAUAUUCCAGAAGACAACAGACUGGAGAGAAUGGAUGGACAGACCCAGGAACAGACAGCCAAAGAGGUGGUGCAGGAGGUGAUGGAGGAGGCCAAGAGGGUGCUGGAACUGUUCCAAGAUGGACAGAACAACUGUGAUGGAAAUAUGACAGAGGAUGAGAUAAAGGAUGAUGACGAGAAAGUGGAGGAGGAGAUUGUUCUGGAACAUGAGAUGCAGGAUGUGAAAGAACAAAAGAUGGUUGAGGACAAAAAUGUGGAGACCCUGGAUGACUGGACACUGGAGCAGACAGCCAAAGAGGUGGUGGAGGAGGUGAUGGAGGAGGCCAAGAGGGUGCUGGAACUGUUCCAAGAUGGACAGAACAACUGUGAUGGAAAUAUGACAGAGGAUGAGAUAAAGGAUGAUGACGAGAAAGUGGAGGAGGAGAUUGUUCUGGAACUUGAGCUGCAGGAUGUGAAAGAACAAAAGAUGGUUGAGGACAAAAAUGUGGAGACCCUGGAUGACUGGACACUGGAGCAGACAGCCAAAGAGGUGGUGGAGGAGGUGAUGGAGGAGGCCAAGAGGGUGCUGGAACUGUUCCAAGAUGGACAGAACAACUGUGAUGGAAAUAUGACAGAGGAUGAGAUAAAGGAUGAUGACGAGAACGUGGAGGAGGAGAUUGUUCUGGAACUUGAGCUGCAGGAUGUGAAAGAACAAAAGAUGGUUGAGGACAAAAAUGUGGAGACCCUGGAUGACUGGACACUGGAGCAGACAGCCAAAGAGGUGGUGGAGGAGGUGAUGGAGGAGGCCAAGAGGGUGCUGGAACUGUUCCAAGAUGGACAGAACAACUGUGAUGGAAAUAUGAAAGAGGAUGAGAUAAAGGAUGAUGACGAGAACGUGGAGGAGGAGAUUGUUCUGGAACUUGAGCUGCAGGAUGUGAAAGAACAAAAGAUGGUUGAGGACAAAAAUGUGGAGACCCUGGAUGACUGGACACUGGAGCAGACAGCCAAAGAGGUGGUGGAGGAGGUGAUGGAGGACGCCAAGAGGGUGCUGGAACUGUUCCAAGAUGGACAGAACAACUGUGAUGGAAAUAUGACAGAGGAUGAGAUAAAGGAUGAUGACGAGAACGUGGAGGAGGAGAUUGUUCUGGAACUUGAGCUGCAGGAUGUGAAAGAACAAAAGAUGGUUGAGGACAAAAAUGUGGAGACCCUGGAUGACUGGACACUGGAGCAGACAGCCAAAGAGGUGGUGGAGGAGGUGAUGGAGGAGGCCAAGAGGGUGCUGGAACUGUUCCAAGAUGGACAGAACAACUGUGAUGGAAAUAUGACAGAGGAUGAGAUAAAGGAUGAUGACGAGAACGUGGAGGAGGAGAUUGUUCUGGAACUUGAGCUGCAGGAUGUGAAAGAACAAAAGAUGGUUGAGGACAAAAAUGUGGAGACCCUGGAUGACUGGACACUGGAGCAGACAGCCAAAGAGGUGGUGGAGGAGGUGAUGGAGGAGGCCAAGAGGGUGCUGGAACUGUUCCAAGAUGGACAGAACAACUGUGAUGGAAAUAUGACAGAGGAUGAGAUAAAGGAUGAUGACGAGAACGUGGAGGAGGAGAUUGUUCUGGAACUUGAGCUGCAGGAUGUGAAAGAACAAAAGAUGGUUGAGGACAAAAAUGUGGAGACCCUGGAUGACUGGACACUGGAGCAGACAGCCAAAGAGGUGGUGGAGGAGGUGAUGGAGGAGGCCAAGAGGGUGCUGGAACUGUUCCAAGAUGGACAGAACAACUGUGAUGGAAAUAUGACAGAGGAUGAGAUAAAGGAUGAUGACGAGAACGUGGAGGAGGAGAUUGUUCUGGAACUUGAGCUGCAGGAUGUGAAAGAACAAAAGAUGGUUGAGGACAAAAAUGUGGAGACCCUGGAUGACUGGACACUGGAGCAGACAGCCAAAGAGGUGGUGGAGGAGGUGAUGGAGGAGGCCAAGAGGGUGCUGGAACUGUUCCAAGAUGGACAGAACAACUGUGAUGGAAAUAUGACAGAGGAUGAGAUAAAGGAUGAUGACGAGAAAGUGGAGGAGGAGAUUGUUCUGGAACAUGAGCUGCAGGAUGUGAAAGAACAAAAGAUGGUUGAGGACAAAAAUGUGGAGACCCUGGAUGACUGGACACUGGAGCAGACAGCCAAAGAGGUGGUGGAGGAGGUGAUGGAGGAGGCCAAGAGGGUGCUGGAACUGUUCCAAGAUGGACAGAACAACUGUGAUGGAAAUAUGACAGAGGAUGAGAUAAAGGAUGAUGACGAGAAAGUGGAGGAGGAGAUUGUUCUGGAACUUGAGCUGCAGGAUGUGAAAGAACAAAAGAUGGUUGAGGACAAAAAUGUGGAGACCCUGGAUGACUGGACACUGGAGCAGACAGCCAAAGAGGUGGUGGAGGAGGUGAUGGAGGAGGCCAAGAGGGUGCUGGAACUGUUCCAAGAUGGACAGAACAACUGUGAUGGAAAUAUGACAGAGGAUGAGAUAAAGGAUGAUGACGAGAAAGUGGAGGAGGAGAUUGUUCUGGAACAUGAGCUGCAGGAUGUGAAAGAACAAAAGAUGGUUGAGGACAAAAAUGUGGAGACCCUAGAUGACUGGACACUGAAGCAGACAGCCAAAGAGGUGGUGGAGGAGAUGUUGGCAGAGGCAAGGAGGGUGGUGAAGUUGCAGGAGGAAGUGAAGGGAAGUUCUGAGGAAAAACUGAUGGAGGACAAGACUGAAGAAGAACAGGAAACAGUAGAGGAGAAGGUGGUAGAGGAGGAUGAUGAGGAGAAGGAGUUCUCUGCAAUGGAUGACACCAAAAUGGAGGAGGAUAAAGCACAGGAGGAGAAGGAGAUGACCAUGAUGGAGGAGGCGUUUGAGAUGGUGGAGACCAUGUAUGAGGUGGUGGAGGGGAAAGAGUCAACUGUGGAAGAGAAAGACAAACAGGAAAAAAUAAAGGAUAAGAGGAUGGUGACAAAGGUAGAGACUGUAGAAGACAGGGAACUACAGGACAGAGCCAAAGAGCUGGUGCACAAUGCGCUAGAAGAGGCAAAGAGCCUGGUGCAGUGGAUGGAGGCAGUGCAGGAGAACCCUCUCGAGGAUGAGAAGAUGGAGGACAAUUCAGUGGAGAUACAGAGUGUGAUACUGGAGACUGAAGUGGAGCAGAAAGUGAAGGAAGAGAGGGUGGAGAUGGAAAUAGUGAUGAAGAGGGUAAACCUGGAAGAGGAGGUUGAACUGUUGAUGGUGGAUGUUGCUGAGGUGGAGGAGGUGGAGAAAAUGGUGCUGCCGGAUGUAGAGGAAGAAAAGAAAAUGGUCAUGAGUACAGGUGACGAGGAACUUGAACCAAAGGAACGAGGGAUGACGGAAUGCGGACAAAUGGAAGAGAAAGAUGUUGAGGAGGAAGAGAUGGAUCAAUGGAUGAUGGAUAAAGGCAUGAUUGAGGAUGAGGAUAAGAUGGAAAUAGUGCCAUGGGAGAAAAUGGAGGAGAAAGACACCUGGGGGUGGAUGGUGCUGGAGGAGGAGAGGAUGAGAGACCAGAGCGUGAAGAAGCAAAGAGCAGAGGAGAACAAAGCUGAGGAGGAAAAGGACACGGUGGAGGUGGAACAAGCUCAGGAGAAAGAGUUGGGAACGCAAGAAAACGAUCAACCGAUCGAGAUAGUCCAGAUCCACGAGAGAGAGAGCAUGGAAGCAGCUCAGCAACUUUAUGAGAGAGACAGAUGGGAGAUAAUGUUGCUGGAGGAGGAGAGGAGGAGAGAGGAGAACAUGACGGAUGAGUGCAGGGUGAAGAGACAACGUCCUCAUAGACAGGACAGAGACAUGAGAGGAGAAGAGAGAGACAUUCCACCUCAAGGUGGGCGAUGGAGCCAGAGACCUCCACACAAACCGAAAAAGAGAUGGGGGUCUGAGUGGAGCGAUGGCCAGUGGAGACAGAGAGGGUUUGAUGACAGAGAAAGUCAAGGAUACCCUUACGGUCCCCGUGACAUACGGGGGAGGACAGAGGGAGAGAGACGGGUCUAUUGGAGCGGUCCAGCACAAGGGCAGACCCAGAUGGAGGUGAGAAGACAGCAGGAGAAGCGCCCAAAGAGGAAAGUCUCCAUGCAGCACGGAAACCUGAGCUGUACUGUGAACUUUUAA